Messenger RNA from Chenopodium quinoa (quinoa), 2040 nucleotides. RefSeq lists its product as uncharacterized. The record is from RefSeq and is a predicted model, not a curated record. The coding region runs from base 505 to 1869 and encodes 454 amino acids. The transcript has a single exon. NCBI's taxonomy places the organism in Eukaryota, Viridiplantae, Streptophyta, Magnoliopsida, Caryophyllales, Amaranthaceae.
UGUUCUUCAAUCAGUAGUGAUAAGUUUUCAAUUCCAGUUCAACCUCUUGUACUCAUUUCCUUAUGUUUGUACUUUAUCAAUUAAUCAGUAAAAUGGAUCUUUUCCACUUUCCCAUUUUCAUAGCCCAUGUGAUCUUAUUCUGUUUAUUCAAUUAUAUCAAUUUGUCUCUUUAUAUAUAAUCGUGUCAGUAUCUUAAUUUCCCCUUUGUUAGCCCAUGUGAAACCCUUCUUCUCCAUUCAAUUUCUGUGUGGUUCUAAUCCAGUGUUGGUCAUAGCCCAUGUGAAACCCUUCUUCUCCAUUCAAUUUCUGUGUGGUUGUAAUUCAUUGUUUGUCAUAGCCCAUGUGAUCUUUGUCUCUUUAUAUUCAGUUAUUUCUGAAGAAGAAUUACAAAUUAGUUCACUAUAAAUAAACACCAUUCUUUCAUUUUUUUUACACACAAACACAUAAAUCGUUUGCAGUUACUAUUAGCAAACCUCACUCUAUCUUACAUUUCUUACGUACAAAAUGAAUUCAAACAGUUUAAACGAAAGCUCAACCGAUUCCUCUUCAUCUUCAUCUAACUCGGAUGAUGAGGGAAGGGAGCUUAGAGUUCAACAACGUAAUGAAGUGUGUCUUAUGAUACAACACGUAAUGCAUGAGUACAUUCCACCAAUUAUUCAAGCUGCCACUCAGCAACGCCGACGCAAAUCUACUGAGCCCCGAAAGGAUAGGGGACGCGAAGAAGGUCAUGCACGGUUAUACAAUGACUAUUUCGCGGAAGUCCCAGUUUAUCCAAGUUCCUUGUUCCGGCGCCGGUUUCGAAUGCGUAAACAUGUGUUUGAGCGCCUUCUCAACGCAGUGACCCAACAUGACCCCUGGUUUCAACAAAGGCGAGAUGCGGCAGGUCGUCUUGGUUUGUCUCCACUUCAAAAGUGCACUGCGGCCGUUAGACAACUAGCUUACGGGUGUGCUUCAGACGCUUGUGAUGAGUAUGUCCGUAUAAGUGAGGCAACUUCACGAUUGGCACUCCAAAAGUUUACAGAAGGUGUCAUCAACCUGUUCGGUGAUCAGUACCUACGUCGUCCAAACAUCGCAGAUAUGGAAAGAUUGCUACGUAUUGGGGAAGAACGUGGAUUUCCUGGCAUGAUAGGCAGCAUUGAUUGUAUGCACUGGGAGUGGAAGAACUGUCCACACGCAUGGAAGGGGCAGUAUCAAGGAAGAGAAGGAGUUGCAACUCUCGUACUAGAGGCAGUUGCGGACAGAGAUCUAUGGAUAUGGCAUUCGUUCUUUGGGAUGCCAGAUAGCUGCAACGAUAUUAAUGUGCUUCAUCGAUCCCCUGUGUUCGAAGACGUCUUAGAGGGUCGAACACCUCCUGUGAACUUCGUAGUCAAUGGUCAUCAUUAUACGAAUGGGUAUUAUCUUACUGAUGGAAUCUACCCUAGAUGGGCUUCUUUUGUGAAAUCCAUUACGAGACCACAAACUCGUCAGGAUCGUUUAUUCGCAAAACACCAGGAAGCUGCAAGGAAAGACGUUGAACGCGCAUUUGGGGUCCUUCAAGCUCGUUUUGCCAUUAUUAAAAAUCCGUCUUUGGCGUGGGAUACCGACAUACUCCACAAUAUCAUGCUCGCCUGCAUCAUAAUACAUAAUAUGAUCGUUGAAGAUGAACGAGAGACGUAUCAAAAUAACGUUAAUACCAAUGAGUUUAUGAAUGCUGGAGGCAACGCUAAUGAGGACACUACCGAGUACCGUACUGAUCGUAUUGUGGAUAUCGGCUUAUACUUGUAUCGUAGAACAGAGAUUGAGGAUCAACAGACUCAUUUGCAGCUAAAAAACGACUUGGUCGAACAUAUAUGGAAUAAAUUUGGUAACAACGAAAACUUAGGCAACUAGGUUUACAACAAAUGGUUAUCCCUAAGGACAUCUUACAAAACGAUGUGUAGUUGUUUUUUAUUUUAAAAUAAAAUGUACUAGAUUAUAGUUGUAGAACUGUAAUCACGAUUUGUACCUCUUUUUUUUUUUGUUAAUUAAAAUUAGCUGCGUUGUUGUUUAAAAAAUAUUAAU